UUGGGGUCCCCGCUGACCUGACCGGGCUCCCCGCAGCUCCCCGAGGCCAUGGGGCUGCUGUCGGACCCGCAGUGCCGGCGGGCGCUGGCCCGGCUGCUGCUGCGCCUCAACACCCCGCUCUGUGUCCUGUGUUACCUGUCGGGGCUCACCUGGUUCCUGCUGCUGCCGGCGCUGGCUCCCCGCACGUACCUGUCCGAGAACGCCAUGGGCUCCACCAUGGUGGGGGAGGGCUCCGACCUCGGGCCCCGCGCCCUGGCGCUGGCCCGGGACUUCGGGGGGCACAAGAGGAGAGCGGGGGGCAUGCCUGUGGAGUGGCUGGAGCAGACCAUGUUCCAGCUGGGGCUCGAGGUCCAUCGCCAGCCCUUCAGCCGCACCCUGCCCUUCCCCGACGAGGCCCACGAGCGCUACCUGGUGCGGGGUACCAACGUUUUCGGGGUGCUGCGCGCCCCCCGCGCUGCCAGCACCGAGGCGCUGCUGCUGCUCGUGCCCUGCUCCGAGGGCACCAAGAACAACCAGGCCGUGGGGCUACUGCUGGCCCUGGCGGGCUACUGCCGAGGCCAGGUGUACUGGGCCAAGGAUCUCAUCUUCCUGGUGACCGAGCACGACCUGCUGGGGACACAGGCCUGGCUGGAGGCCUACCAUGACGUCAACCUUACUGGUAUCCACUCGGGGGGGGUCCCGGGCCGGGCGGGGGCCAUCCAGGCGGCGCUGGCGCUGGAGCUCAGCUCGGACGUGGUGACCAGCGUGGACGUGGCCGUGGAGGGGCUGAACGGGCAAGUGCCCAACCUGGACCUGCUGAGCCUCUUCCACUCCUUCUGCCUCAAGAGCGGCCUGCUCUGCACCUUCCAGGGCAAGGUGGGGGUCCUGGGGG
Molecule: messenger RNA, 871 nt
Organism: Vidua chalybeata
Lineage: Eukaryota; Metazoa; Chordata; Aves; Passeriformes; Viduidae
Gene: GPAA1
Product: glycosylphosphatidylinositol anchor attachment 1
Exons: 6
Biological process (GO): attachment of GPI anchor to protein
Cellular component (GO): membrane; GPI-anchor transamidase complex
Source: RefSeq, a predicted model, not a curated record